UAGAUAAGCCACACGAAUAUUGCCAUUUUCAAAUUUGUAAUAUUUUACCUCAAUAUACUAGUACAUAAAAAAAACCGGUAAAUUCGUUUCCUAAUCUGCAUCUAAAAUGAAGUAUUUAUUCGAUUUCUCGGUCAUAUACAUCUCGUAUGUUUUGGUUUGUGUUGUUUUGUGUUGUGUUGCAAACCCCGUUGACACAAUGAGAGAUCUGCUGUCGAGUUCCGGUUGGCUCGUGAUGGACACCCCGGACGACCGUCUCCGCAUUAUAGACCCACGAAGGAUGGACCAAAUCGAAAUAUCCGUGAGACAUUUGGUGGAGCCACCGGUGACCGAAGGAAACAUUGCCGAAAAAAUCCGACUAGCCCAUCAGUUCUUGAGCUGUUCAUUCGCCAAAGUGCUGACCGAAUUGUGUGACUACGAGAGAGGCAUAGGGCCUCAGUGCAGGAAAAUGGACACGGGUUCAGAAUCUUUCGAAUGUGUAGAGAAUUAUCUGCAGUAGAUUUGCAGAAUUAUUACCGGCAUAAGACCGUCGUAAGACCUCCCAAAGACGACGACCAGACUACCCGGGAAAUCGCCGACGCCGAAAGCACCGACGUCGAUCAGCACGCAAACGACAUGUCCAACCGGUUGAACGAGUUCUUCAGUAGGUUUUGCCGGCCCAUUUCUUUUUAUCAAAAAGACAAGGGCUGUUCAUAUGCUACGUAUAACAUUCGGCGGUUAGCCGAACAUUACCACAACGACAUUGCUAGAGUUUUGCAUGAGAUAAAAAGAACAUUAAAAAGAAUCUUCGAACAGUUUACGGAAUCGCACGACAAUAAUUCUGGGUUUGAAUACGAUCCCGAAUCGAACACCACUCGUAUAAUAACAUACGAUCCGAACACGGAUACGGUACGGGUAGACAAAAUGAAUCAACUGCUGAAAAAUCCCAAAUGGAAAUCGUUAGCACCAUUGGAAAUCAAAGAACGCGGCUGUCCCUAUCGGACGGACAUUGACGUUUUGCUCAGGCCCGCCAGAGGCCUCGACGGCGUUCUUAUAGUCACCAAAGAAAACGUUUACGCCAAACUCAAACGAGCGCAUCAGUUUUUAAGCUGUAAGUACGCUUCGAUUUUGAAAGAGUGUUGCGAUCACGUCACUGAUAUAUGGAUUAAUUGUCAGGAAUCGAAGGAUUCGGUCUUUUCGAGGAAAUUCCUUAAAAUAUUAAACGAGGCCGAUCCGUCGGUGAUGCGCAUGAUUGAUGCGUUGUCCUAUUUUUACAAAUUGUCUCCGGAAACCGUGUACAACAAAGACGUUUUCGACUUGCUGAAACGUUUCAGGAGCUUCUACGAUUACAGAACCACACGUAUCGGCCGAACCGUGAUGAGUUGGUCUCCAGAAAUCGAAAAAGAUAUUUCGGAAUUCGCACAAUCCUCGCAAACAUUUUAUGAACAAUUUUGCUACCCGCAGGAUGAGUUUGAUACUUACGUUUCUGACGAUGAAAAUAGCAACACGAUCGACAUCAAAGGAAAAAUGUUCAAAAAUAGAAUUCUCGGUUUAACAAAUUCUUACGCUGUAUUUAGGUAUAAACAAAUUCGUAAUGUAUUUCAGGACUAAUAAGUCCAUGUAUACAGAAUGUCCCACAAAGACCUGACAAAUGAAAAUACCUUUAUUCUAGUGAAUAUUUUUAAGAUUUUUUUUUUUUAAUUUAAUUAAUUCUCAUUUAAGCUAUAACCACGACGGU
Adelges cooleyi (spruce gall adelgid) is the source of this 1714-nucleotide messenger RNA. RefSeq lists its product as uncharacterized. The transcript has 2 exons. Lineage: Eukaryota; Metazoa; Arthropoda; Insecta; Hemiptera; Adelgidae. Bases 472 to 1587 code for a protein of 371 amino acids. The record is from RefSeq and is a predicted model, not a curated record.